Molecule: messenger RNA, 2838 nt
Organism: Closterium sp. NIES-65
Lineage: Eukaryota; Viridiplantae; Streptophyta; Zygnematophyceae; Desmidiales; Closteriaceae
Source: the annotation of a GenBank genome assembly
AUGAUGGGUUGCGGCAGUCCCUUGGAGGUGAUAGAUGUUUCGGGUGGUCUGCCCGCGGAUUUAGGGCAGGUUUACACGAUAAAGCCGCUCGGCGUGAUUCCAGUUGUGCGCGAGGCUGGGUUGGCCUGGGUGGUGGUGGGAAUUGGCGCGGGGGACUUGUUGGCGAGCCUGAUGAAUCACGUUGAUGACGUGUACGCGCUGCUCCCGGGAACAAUGGAAUCCGUCAUGCAUUGGCUGACGGUUUGCGACUCCACUGAGCCUGGAGACCCCCCAGCGGUGUUAGCCAGUGAUGACAGCUACGGCACGGACAAGGCACUGGAGGUGAUAGCACAGGCGCACGCCGCAUGGCAGCUGUUCCUCCACAGCAACGUGCAGCCGGAGCCCUGGCGGCCGGAUCUGGACGUGUUCUCCACCAACGUGCUGCAGGCCUGCUGGCGCAAAUACACUGACGGGCAGAGCGCUUUGGUGCUCCCUGUAUCGUGUGAGCGGCGGGAUGAGAGCGUUCCUGGAGAUGCUUAUAACGGGGAUGAGAUGCUGGGGUUUGGAUCAGUGGGGUUUGGUGCGGUUGAUGGAGAUAUGGCGGAUGAGGAGGGGGUUGAGAGAGAUGCAAGGGGUUCUGGGGUGCAGGCAAGGGUGUGGCAGCAACAGGCUCCAAAAGAGUCACGCCUCCCCAGCCUGCCUCCGCCCCCACCACCCUCACACUACGAUGACGUCAUCUCAGCAGAAGCAAAGUCAGCAUCCGCAUUGGCAGCACGGCACCCCAGCAGCUUUGAGAGCAGUGGGGGCUACAGCAGCAGCAGUGCGCAUGGGAAGGGGACGCGAGCUUGGAGUCCUCUAGCUGUGCUGCGCUCCAAAUCCCCUGGCAGUCUGCAGAGCAACCAUGGCAAGCAGCGCGCACAGAGCGCGGCACGUGACAGCAGCAGAAAAUCCCCUCGAAGUCACCAGAGCAGUGCGGCCAGGGUGAGCAACGAGGUUCAGAGUAGGGGGUUAGGGGCGGGUACCCAGUGGGCUGCUGCUGCUGCUGCUGCAGGCCAGGUGAAGCACGGUGCAGGCAGCCAAUCGCCAGUGGGUGGUAGACCACCCAGCAGCCCGUCCCUUGUAGUGGGUGGUAGACCACCAAGCAGCUUGUCCCUGGUAGGUGGUAGACCACCCAGCAGCCCGUCCCUGGCUGGUGGUGGACCACCCAGCAGCCCAUCUCCUGUGGGUGGUAGACCACCGCUCAGCAGCAGCAGCGUGUCUCCAGGAGGCCAGAGGGGGCGAGACAGCAGGUGUCCUGGAGAACGGUCAGUGGUGCCCAGACAGGGGGGCGGUGUGUGCGCGGGUAUUCCCAAGGGUGAUGGGCUGCUGCGUCGGCAUCGCAGUGAGAACCUGUCUGCGCGUGGGGCGUUUCAGCAGCAGCCGGGGGAUGGUUGGAAGCAUGGGUUGGGGGAUGGUGGACGGGAUGGUGGGGGGAAUGGUGGGAGGGAUGGUGGGGGGAAUGGUGGGAGGGAUGGUGGGGGGAAUGGUGGGAGGGAUGGUGGGGGGAAUGGUGGGGGGAAUGGUGGGGGGAAUGGUGGGGGGAAUGGUGGGGGGAAUGGUGGGAGGGAUGGUGGGGGGAAUGGUGGGGGGAAUGGUGGGGGGAAUGGUGGGGGGAAUGGUGGUGAGGUGGACAGGCUGGUGGCAAGGCUGCUGGAGGCAGGAGGUGCGUGUGCGGGUGCGGCACAGGCAGGCAGUGAUGCUGAGGUGCUGCGUCGGCACGGCAGUGAGAACCUCUCAAGGUAUAGCUCUGCGUGUCCUCCUGUGCUGCUGCAGGCAGUGCCUGAAGGAGGAGGAGUAGGUACUGGCGAGGUGCCCACAGUAGCAAGAGCCGGGGCUGCUGGGACGGCGGGGGCAGUAGCAGGAGUUGGAGCAAGGGGGAAGGCAGCAGAAGCAGCAGCAGCAAUGGUAGAGUCAAGCCACUCUGGCAUGGCUUGUGAGCUCACAGCAAAGGGGAAAUUGCCGCAGAAAGGCGGGCAGCGGGGUGAUAGACUCCGCUUUCCGCAUUCCAAGUCUCUACCCCCGACUUUAACUGGAGGAAGCUGGAGUGAGGAGGAAAUCAUACAGCCUGUUUUGACUGUGAAAAGGAUUGCUGUUCCCGGAAACGCAGCCGUUUCUUUAACCGGGAGUGCUUUUCCUUCAGAUAAUGAAGAUGCUUUUGCUGCUGUGGAAGACAGACAGUUACAGAGGCAGAAAUGGAUGCAGCUGCAGCAGCAGCUCCAGCAGGGUGCCUCUACAACCCCUACAGCCCCGUCAGCAGCACAGACUGACAGGUUUCGUCGCACUCUCUCUGCUCCGCGCUCCUCCCUACCCCCACCCACCGCCUCCUCCACUCCUUUCCCUGGUCACCCAUCCAGACUCCUCCCAUGUCUGCCACUUUCCUCCCCACCCCCUCAUUCCUCCCCACCCCCUCAUUCCUCCCCACCCUCCAUGCUCAACAACCCGCAGUCCUCUUUCCCAUCUACCUCUGCCCGCCGCCGCUCCUCGUCCUUCUCGGGGUGUGAAAGCUCUGGCCUUGGCUCGCCUGACUGCUCCACCGCCACACACCCUCCUGCGUGUGAGGCAUCUGUUGCAUUUGAUGCGCCACAGGCACUUGUGGUUGAGGCGCAUGGGCAGCAAACAGCCUCCCAAAACACUCCACUGUUGCCGCCCAUGCUACAGCCGCCCAUGCUACAGCCUGCCAUGCAGAAAAUGAAAUUGCUGCAGCCAGGCUUGAGUAUGGCCAGCUGCUCAACAGCCAGUGUUGCUCCUCCUGGCCCUGCCAUGCCUGCACUCACCUCUGCUACAGCCAUUCCUGCUACAGCCGGCCGAUGCAGCAAGUGA